This is a messenger RNA of Sebastes umbrosus (honeycomb rockfish), 1472 nucleotides long. RefSeq names its product deoxyribonuclease II, lysosomal (gene dnase2). The record is from RefSeq and is a predicted model, not a curated record. Gene Ontology annotation, biological process: apoptotic DNA fragmentation. Bases 114 to 1271 code for a protein of 385 amino acids. Gene Ontology annotation, molecular function: deoxyribonuclease II activity. The transcript has 7 exons. NCBI's taxonomy places the organism in Eukaryota, Metazoa, Chordata, Actinopteri, Perciformes, Sebastidae.
UCCCAGCAGACCUGAAGCAAACAGGGAUGUAGAUGAAAAUGAAACUUGUUCAACAUAAAUUGGGAACUACAGAACAUCUACAUGAGAGAACAAGAUAAUAAUCUGUUCAGGACAUGAAUGAGGAAAGACACGGUCAGCCAGAGAUGCUUCUGUUCCUGUCCCUGCUGAUCAUCUGUGUGCCACUAGAGGGCCACACCUCACCAAUCACCUGCUACAACGACCAAGGAGAUGCUGUUGAUUGGUUCUAUCUGUACAAGCUGCCUAAACAACACGGUGGAAAACCUCCCUAUCAGGGUGAGAUGUAUCUACUGAUGGACAAAGGGAGUGAAGGAUGGACAACCGGGAAGGGGACGGUGAACGACACCACGGGAGCUCUGGGGAGGACAGUCGGACAACUGUACUCACAAGGAAAGAACACAGAGGUAGCAUACAUCCUUUACAAUGACCAGAGGCCACCUAAGGACUUUGGUGACAGAUGGGUUGACAGCAGUGGAAGAAGCGGGGGGCACACAAAAGGUGUUGUCCUGCUAGAUAAGAACCAGGGCUUCUGGUUGGUCCACAGCACCCCUCACUUCCCCGCUGUACGACAGGCAGGACAGUAUUAUUACCCGGACACCGGUGUGCCCAACGGACAGAACUUUAUCUGCGUUACCUACCCGCUCGACCGCUUCCAGACCAUCGGAGAACAGCUUCAGAUCAAUCAGCCUAAUGUGUACGACUGCGACGUCCCCGAGUCCUUGGCGUCUCUGGUGCCCGCACUGGCUGCUGUCUGUGCGAAAAAACAUCCGUCUGGUCACAUCUUUCCACAUGUCAAACCUGUAUCCAACCGCAGCGUGACUCUGACCUCAAAGGAUGGCACCAACUUCAUCAGUUUUGCCAAAGGAGCCUCUUUUGACAAUGACCUGUACCACUCCUGGGUGGCCCCCAGCCUCCAGUCAGACCUCCUGGUCCAGUUCUGGGUUCGCUCCACGGGCAUCCUCCCCUCCGACUGCUCGCUGGGCUGGAAGGUCCUGGACAUCACGCUCAUCCACCCGGGGCAGACGUUCACCUUCAAGGCCAGCCAGGACCACUCCAAGUGGGCUGUCAGCCCCAAGGCGGCCGGGUCGGGGGCCGGAGGAGGCUGGGUGUGCGUGGGAGACAUAAACCGGAACCAGGCGGAGGAGAAGCGAGGCGGAGGCACGGUGUGUCUGCAGGACCCGGUGGUGUGGAAGGCUUACCAGACGGCAGCGCUGGAGUGUGAGGCUUGUGCAGGAGGAACGAUCCAGUGUUGACACCCUGCUGGAGCCCGGUUGGGUUAAGGAAAGGCCCAUCGUGGGUUGAUAAGGCUGAGAUCAUAUCUGAGAUCCUGCGUGCUUUUAAGUGAUUGUUUGCACAUAUUUGGUACAAUGUGUGUAUUUCUUAUUUUGUCUGGUGAAAUCAAAUUGAAAUCAUACAUGUUUAGCAUUAAAAAUAAAUGAUCUUAUCUACAAUUA